AAAAAAAAAAUCUGUGAAGUUUGAACAAGCGGCCUUCUCAAGAUGUACCGAGUCUCUCAACUGAUGUCGACACCAGUAGCAAAUUCCACCAGGUCACACAGAGGACAUUCUGGAGAGCUGUCCCCCAGAUGCAUUUUCCCAAGCUUUGAUUGUGGCUUCUUGGAUGGAGAGAGUUCUUUUGAAUGCUGCUCCAUAGACCCCCUGACAGGCUCCCACUAUGUCUGUCGCAGAAGCCCCCGACUCCUCACCAAUGGCUACUACAUUUGGACUGAGGACAGUUUCCUUUGUGACCCAGAUGGUCAUAUCACUCUGAACCCCUCCCAUACCAGUGUUAUAUACAAGGAGAACUUAGUUAGAAUAUUUAGAAAGAAAAAGAGAACCCACCGUUCUCUUUCUUCUCUCCUGGACCUCAGAGCCUCUAAAUCUUGGCUGCAUGGAAGCAUCUUUGGAGAUGUUGAUUCACUUCCAAGUGAGGACAUCUGGCUGGAGGGCAUCAGAAGCUUGGGAAGUGAUCUGGACUGUUCUUCCCUGAGUGAUGGAUGGGAGUUUCAGAAGCCAAUCACAGACACUUCAGAAGCCUCCUCUUCUGGCCACAUCCUGUCUCAGCAUCUCAAAGAAAGCUCUGAGAAUUCCUCUCUUCAGCCUCAGAGGAGAACAUCAGAACAUUUCCAAAAGAACAUUUCGGUGCAUUCAAAAGCUGGUCUGAUGCAUAAGAUCUCCUUUCAAGCAAUCCUGCUCACAGUGUGCUUAAUCAUCUCUGCAUGUGCACGGUGGUUUAUGGGAGGAGAAUUAGCCAGCAUCUUUAUCUGCACAGUGGUGAUCACAACAGCUUACGUUGCGAAGCCGCUGUUUCUCAGCCUUGCCAGAUAUUUCAAAGCCACCGCCUGGGCUAAAUUUGACAGCCCUUGAGGAAUACUGGUAAUGAAUGUCUUCAAUCUGAAUAUCCGGAAACACAAUUUGUCGUCUAUUUGGAAUGAAUCAACCACUUUAUUGGAAGGGGAUGAGUAAAUGGAUAACUGAGGGAAAAAAUUUUUAAUUUGAUCAUGUAAUUUCUUUCUAAAAAUCUCAAUUUCCACAUGUAAUAGUAAUUAGCUCAUGACAUCAAUAUUAAAUUUCCUUUCUUUCGUGAACACUGUCAGUUGAAAGGGAAGGGAUGGGAGAAAGUGACAGAGCACAGACCACCUGGGGUAAUGUUCCCCUGUUGUUCCCAAGGCGAUAGACCUCAAACAUUAAUUUUAAUUAGAGAGUUCUGUGAGUGGCUUGGAGCAUAAAUGUCUCUGGUCUGCCAGCAUGCGGCUAUGCCUUGCUGACUUACUCUAAACAAUGCAAACAAGCUUAUAUAGUUGAUACAUGCUGUAUAAGAAAUAGGAACAGUUUGUACAUACAAUAUAUUGUUGCAAAAAUUCAUCCCAUUCUGAAAUGUCCAUUGAUAUUAGAUGGUAAUUUUAGGUGCUGUGAUUUGUCUCCAAAUGUCCAUGUGUUGAAAUCCUGAUUGUUAAGGAUUUGUUAAGAAGUGGUAGGAUGUUUAAGAAACAGGAACAGUGGAACAUUUUUAGUUUGUUGGGGAACUUCCUUCAGAAUGUGUAAAUGGUCAAACCCCCAGUCUGUCUCUAGCUUUCUGUCCACUCUCCAGUCCUUAGGGAAUUUUUAUGUAUCACAUUUUAAUCACAAUUUGAAUGAAAAAUGAUCUUUAUUUCACAGAAAUUAAAAAAAAAACACUUAGCAAUGAAAGUCAUUUAAGAGAAGAAUUAGUAUUCCAACAAACAGCUCUCUCUCUCUCUUGCUCAUUUUUCAUCUUUGGUUCCCAUUACUAUAAUGAAAUACCCAAGGCAGAAUAGCUAGAAAUGAAAGAGGAUUCCUAUGACCCACAGUUCUGGAGGUUCAAAUGCAGGUGCCAGCAUCUCCUUCAUUCUAGUGGUGAUGUCAAGGUAUUUGGCAUCACAUUACAUAGGAGGUGUGGGGGGAAGAAAUCAUUUGUUUAUAGAUUACCAAACCAAAGAUGCUCCGGUGUUGCUACUGGUUUUCACUGGAGACUUCAAUAAAUUAUGAAGAUUUACAGGUUCCUUUAAAAAAAAGUAAUCCUAA
Chionomys nivalis (European snow vole) is the source of this 2085-nucleotide messenger RNA. It is a transcript of the gene Tmem71, whose product is annotated as transmembrane protein 71. The transcript is spliced from 9 exons. The coding region runs from base 43 to 909 and encodes 288 amino acids. The record is from RefSeq and is a predicted model, not a curated record. Lineage: Eukaryota; Metazoa; Chordata; Mammalia; Rodentia; Cricetidae.